Endocarpon pusillum Z07020 is the source of this 1551-nucleotide messenger RNA. RefSeq lists its product as uncharacterized. Lineage: Eukaryota; Fungi; Ascomycota; Eurotiomycetes; Verrucariales; Verrucariaceae. The coding region runs from base 1 to 1551 and encodes 516 amino acids. The transcript has a single exon. Gene Ontology annotation, cellular component: cytoplasm. Gene Ontology annotation, molecular function: exopolyphosphatase activity. The record is from RefSeq and is a predicted model, not a curated record.
AUGGCAUCUCCCCUCCUCCGCUUCCUCGCUCAGGCCCGCUCCGCCGCACUUCGCCCAACAACUUCACCAACUUAUUACACACUCGUCUUGGGCAAUCCAUCAUGCGACCUCGACAGCUUUAUCUCCGCCACCAUCUACUCGUUUUUUCAUAGCCACUACGCAAGGAGGUCGCCAUCACCACAACCAUGUCUCCACAUUCCGGUCCUCAAUCUUCCCUCCACAUCAUCAGCUGAGCUGUGGCGUCUCCGGCCAGAAUUUGGAACUGCGUUGCGACUUGCUUUGCAUGGCCACAACCAGGGUGGUAAUGCUCAGGAUGAUAGGGUAGAGGCAGAAGUGAACAAGAGCUUACUGGAAAAUCUCGUCACUAUUUCGGAUAUCCGCUCGUGUGCCUCAUCCCCCUUGAAUUAUGUCUUCUCCAAAGCAACCACCACAACCCAGUCCGCGUCGGAAGGCAAAAUUCAGGUCUUGCUGGUUGAUCACAACGCCCUCUCAAUCCCCCUCCCAGAUAUCUCAUCCUCAGAAUUAUCCUCCAGACUAGACGUGGUAGGAUGCAUAGACCACCACAUCGACGAAUCGUCUGUCCCUCCAUCCGCAUCUCCACGCAUCAUCAGAACCGGGAUCGGAAGCUGCACUACCCUCGUCGUGCAAUACCUGAAGGAUGAGGGGUUUUGGGGUGAUCUGUUGAACCCUGCUGCUACAACCCGCAAAGAAGAGGACAGCGGCCCAGCGACCGGGGAGUUAGCAAAGCUUUCUCUAGCGGCCAUACUAAUCGACACGGCGAAUCUGAGAGCCGAGGGGAAAGUCUCGGAUCUGGAUCGGAAGGUUGUAGGCUUCCUUGAGGAGAUCAUCACCAACAGCUCCUCCUCUUCACAACACGAAACCCACCCAACAACUCGCGAAAAAGCAGCGAAAUGGGACCGAAAAUCCUUCUACGAGCAGAUCUCCGCAACCAGGGCAGACUCCCUCUCCCUCCUCUCCCUCCCCGAGAUCUUCAACAGGGACUACAAAGCUUGGUCCGAGAAGCGCACCGAAACCAGUCCAAACAGCGUGGAACCAUCGACAAUGCAUCUCGGCAUGGCAAGCACAGUCAAGCCUGUCUCGUGGCUGAUCAGCAAAGCCGACGGAUCAUCUGUGGUGAAUUUCGUGCGCGCGAUGCGAGAUUUCGCAACGCGUCAAGACCCGGCGCUGGACCUGUUCGCUCUCAUGACCGUGCCUGCAGAUGCCGAGGCUGGCUUCCAGCGCGAAUUACUCCUCCUGGAUACGGGGCGGACCGAGGCAUCGAGGAGGGCGGUGCAGAAGUUUCACGAGAUGGCGGGUGAGGAAUUGGGGCUGGAGGAUUGGGAGGACGAUCAGGCGUUGGCGCGUGCGCUUGGCCGGGAGGAGGAGGAGGAGGAGGAGGAGGAGGAGGGCGCAGGGGAGGAUAAAGGGGAUGAUAACGGUGAUGGUGGUCGUGGUGGUGCUCUAAAGGGGAGGAUAUGGUGGCAGCGCAAUGUAAUCAAGAGUCGGAAACAGGUCGCGCCGCUGCUGCGGGAGGCGAUGAGGAGUGUGUGA